AAUGAGUCAAAUAUUUGGAUGAUUCUGAAAUAUGUGCUUAAAUUAUUUGGAUGGUACAAUCCAUAGUUUUUUUUUCUAUAUAAUUUUUAUUCAAGUUAGCCAAUAAAGUUUCAGUUACAGAUCCAUCCUGCAGUCUCACUUGUAUUUAAGUUUUGAAAUAUCAGGUGAACGUCAUAAACUAAGAAACACAAGACUGCUGCUAAAAAGCCCUUAUCUUUUAGUUUUUUUUUUUGUCUUUCAAUACGUGUCAAAACAAACAGUUUUAUCACUAAAGUUCCCCAAUGUUUUUUUAUGAAGCUGGAUUGACUUUUAACCCUUGACGAGUGAUCAUCCGAGGGCAUCGUCCUGUCAGCACUGUGUCGGCUGAGACCAUGGAUUUACGCUUCAUGCUGGCGGCAGGCCUCCUUGCUGUGGCGGCAAGCGCAGAUGUGUUCCACUACCAAGCCAGCGUCUGGACCGGAACAUCCGUGGCAAUGACCACCUUGUCCCGGUGGAGCAUCAGAGGCAGAGUGACUGUGGUGGGAGACCGAGUGCAGGUGACCCACACGAACGUGUCGGUGUACAGCAGAACCGGGACGUCAACUCCGGAGCACUAUUACGUGCCUCUGCCGAAGGAGGCGAGCCAGUUAGAGCAACCCUUUGUGCUUCGUUACGACGGAGGCAAGUUGGCGGGCCUGUCUGUGGUGUCCGGGGAGGCAGUGUGGGCAGUCAACAUGAAGAGAGGGCUUGCAUCCUUGCUGCACUUGGAACAUGACGCCUUGCUGACUCCAGUUCUCACAGCAGAGGAGAACUUGCUUCAUGGAGUGUGUACGGUUGAGUACACCAGCUACCCAAUGGAGAAUAUCACGCUGGUCAGAAAGUUUGUGGACCACGAGAUGUGCAGUAAGCCUCCACAAAAGAUUCUAGGCAAUUGUGUGCCCAUUCUCUGCUCAGACAAUCCACAGACCGCAGUCCGGUCGAGCAGCGACGCUGCCUACAGAACUCGCGUCCGGGAUGGCACGGUGGAGCUGCUGAGUGUGGUCGCUGUUUCUCGCACGUAUUACCACUUGCUCAGGUCUCACGCCAGCCACGUCAUCACUGCCAAUCAAUCUCUAGAAAAAGAAGUUGAAGAAGAUCAUACCUCAUCAAUAAAAAUUCCUGAUAAUAUGACUCAUGUUGGCAUGACCUUUGAGCUACCAAGCAAAGAUCUUACUCAAGGCAGACACCCAGAAAGUCAGCAGAGUGUAUAUAUCAGGGUGAGCCGGGCGCUGGACGAGCUGAGCGGGGACCUGGACCGCCUCCAGGUGGGGGCCGACCCCGACGAGCACCACAGGAGCCUGGUGGCGUCGGCCGUCGACCUGCUGCUGCUGGCCGACGCCGGCACGCUGCGGCGGCUGUUCCACCACCUGGACCUGGGCACCAGCUACCGGCAGGAGACGGCCAGAAACAUCUUCGUGGACAUAUUGCCAAAAGUUGGCUCACAUGAAUCUGCUUUAGUUAUGAGGGACCUGAUUAUUGACAAGAAGGUCCGCAACACCACAGCCAUUUAUUUCUUGACGUAUCUACCAUUCUACGUACGUGAGCCCACCGAGGAUCUGUUGGGCGAAAUGCAGGCGUUGUUGACCGUCGCUAAGGACUCCACCUACGACGUGAAAAGUGCAAUGGUACUGAGCUUUUCCAACUUAGUCAGCAAAACUUGCAAAGAGGCGUGCAGUCCAGAGACCUUGGAUUAUUACAUCCGGUACUUCCUGGAUUGCUUCACAGGCAACAAGAAGUACCAGGACCAGGUGCUGUGUCUCGACGCCCUCGCCAACAUAGAGGCGGGCAGCGUGUUCGCGUACCUGGCCUCCAUCGGCGGUGGUCGCGCCGCCCUGCCCUCCCCCCACGCCCACCACCUGCGCUACCGUGCGCUCUGGGCCGCUGCCAGCGGGGCCUCAUCACAUCCGGACCAGGUGCGGAAGCUGUGCUGGCCGGUGCUGACGAACCGGUCGGAGCCCCUGGACCUCCGCGUGGCCGCCCUCACGACCCUCGCCAUCUCGGACCCUGCCCCCGGGAUGUUCGCGAACCUCUUCUCGUACAUGCAGGGCGAGCGGGACGCCCACCUCUACUACCACUACCACACGAUGCUGCGGUCGCUCGCCGACACCACGUUCCCGUGCUACAAGGAGCUAGGAUCCCUGGCACGAAAGUUUCUCCCGGUGGCCCGCGAACCGGUGGAGGAGCUGUGGGGCUCCGGCAACUACAUCCUGGACUUCAGCGACGCCGAGCAGCAGUUUGGCUCCGUGGCCCAUCUGCUCAUGGUGGCAAACAAGCGGACAGGACUGCCCAACGUCCUGCACUUGUUCCUCGGCACCCACGCCUCCGACCACAUCACCUCCCGCACAGAGUUACUUGUCCGGAUGGAAGGAGUUGAAAUCAUUGUGAAGGAAAAACUGAUGCAUAUCUUUAAUUCAACAUCGAGCAUCCCUCAGCUGAUGGGGUUGUUGGACAAACUUGACCUGAGACCAGUAGCUGCUGAGCGUUUACACAUCGAACUAGCGUUGAAUUUGCAGGGUUUGACUGUGCUUUCUCAGGUCACAAACUUGUCCAACUGGAAAGAGUUACUCAAAGAGCUGUGGGCCCUGACGACGACUCAGUUCGGGGCCCACCUGAACCACCAGCAGUCCCAGGUGGUGCUGCUGAACGGCAGAUACUUCCCCACCGGCGCCGGCACCCUGGUGGCGACGCGCGCCCGCGCAGUGGGCCUGACCUCGCUGAGGGGCGACGUAGCGUGGAGCCCGGGCAGCCUCCUGACUGACGUCGACGUCAGCAUGUUCCACUCCACUGUGUACGAAAUGACAACUUUCAACCCUAUUCUGAACAUGUGGCAAGCAGCAGAGAUGCAUCAGACUGUACGCGGUCACUUGAUCAUUAACAACCGCCUUGAUGUGUCACCUUCUCACUUCAAACUGUCACUUUACCGCCCCACAGGCAGCAGCGCAGGCCUGGUGUGGCACUCGAGGACCAAGGUGUCUGUGAAGGGCCGAGAGGCGGCCAGGACGCUGAGGAGCCUGUGCCCUGAGUGCGACACCGUCCUCGACGUCGUCACCGGCAACAAGGGCGAGAAAACGAAACAGAUUCUAAAUAUACCAAUCCCUGAUGCUGGGAGCAGGCUCCAAGUUCACGUUCUGCAGUGUGACAUGUGCCCGAACGAAGGCUCCACUGCUUCCAUGCUUCUGUCGGUGCUGGACAAGAACACUAAGAACUAUCGUGUUCUGCCUUCAAGUCGACCGUACUUGGUGCUGUUGCACUUUGCAGUCCACGCACUUGUCGCUCCUCCGGGCGACAUUGCAGGCUACAGUGUGCAGCUCGUGUCAACGCACAAUGAACUCACAAAGCUAGAGCUGACCGCACGACUGGAUGUGAGCAGCUACCUGGAGACUCGCGGAGAUGGACCAGUCCACUUCAAAACACUACUUGCUCACAAUACGCUUCAUAACGACACUUCGCUGUGGGCCUGGGAAAUGACCGGCCAGUUAACAGUUCCGCUGCAGUUCGAUUCAUAUUCCAUCGAUGCUGAGCUCACCAAGUAUGCAGUUGGGAAGCCUACCUACAGUGUGUGCGUGCAGUUGGGGACUGAGCUGCAGAAAAGUGAGGAGGAGUUUUCCUUGAGAAGCCUGCUCUCAAACGUCCUAAAGAGUCGAGGCACCGUCUCCUGGGGCAGGCUCGGCAACGACACGCUGUCUUGUCCGGACGGCGGGGGGCGACUCGAAGUCGCAGUGGCGGCUGAAACGUCCCACGAGCAGAAGGAAGCGAUCUCAGCGGCAGACAGGUGGCCAUACAACACGUGUCCUCAAGCCAAUGAGGAACCAUUCUCGUACUCGGGAGACAUGAUGUUCCUGGACCCGGAAUGCAGCCAAAUCAUCUCGGAAUUAUCAACACCACGGGCAGUCACUGCCACCAUCAAAUACACAACCGUAGAAAACGAAGAUACAAUUAAUUCCCUGCCCCACUCUGCUGGCAGCCAGACAAAGAAACUGGACAUAACGGCAGAGUUCCCGCUCUCUAGGCACGAGAUGGAACUCACAGUUAAUGACUACCAAGUGAGCUCUAGCAUGGGCGCAACUCUCGUCCUGCCGUGGUUGUCGCGGAAACUGCUACCGGCAGCAGACAGCAUCUCCAGCGACUGGACGCACACUUGCAUCAUAAAUGCCUCCAACGUGAGAACAUAUGACAACGCCUUCAUUAAAACAGCGGUCCCAACAUGCUACAUCGUAGGCACAGCAGAACGAACACAAAAUCCUACUUUUUCCGUUAUGGUGCGAACACGCCCGGGCUCCAACCAGCUGGCUUUGAAAAUAUAUUCAGGCUCUAACUACAUUGAAAUUACUUCACGGGAUGGCUGUACCACAAUAGUUGUCAACGACAAGCUGGUUAUGGCUGAAGAGAGGAUAAAAACAGUGAGCAAUUUUGGGCUACACAUCAACAAGAAAGGUGGUACUGACAUUAUUGCCCCACCAGUGAUUGUUGCGUACACAACCUCAAGUGUCACAAUCAAUAUUUCACCACUGCUGUACGGCGACUUGACAGGAGUGUGCGGGGACUACAAUGGAGACUCGAGCAACGAUCACAGCGUACACUCCAUCAUGACGACCUGCCCAUUAGAGUAAUAUGUUUUAUUAAUAUUACAUACAACCAAAAAGCAACACCCGUACAGUAUUGGAAUCCCACUCAAUUGACAAUAUAUUCCACCCAGCUAGCUAAUAUUCUUUUGCAGAUAAGUACAAUACAAGUUAAUAACUUAGAGUCUUAUGUCAGGAAGUCUAAUAAUUUAUAAUAAUAAAACACUAAAUAAAUAGUAAAGAUUCUUAUUUAAAAUAUUGCUUGGAUAAAAGUGUAAUCUUUGUACAAGAAAUGCUUUAAAAUUUCAAAUAUUUGGUUUCAGCAGUUAAAUAUUGAUUUAAAAUAAGUGCAGUAAAUUAUGUAGGUCCAGCCUAAGAACCUGUCUAAAGUACCAACCAAAUUAUGAAUAAAAUAGUAUAAAUAAUGCAAGAUUACUGAAACACACAUUCAGAAAAAUAACAGAUUUAUUGCAUCAAAAACUGAAUACUGUACAUAACAUAAUGGACAUAUAUAAAAUUAUACAAGGAUAAAGAAAGCCAAAGAAUUUCAGUCAAUGGGUAGUUACAAAAAAAAAAUUACAAUGGUGGAUUAUUUUGCAUGCCAUAUACUUCCUACAUAACUUAAAUGAACAGUUAGUUAAGAAAUUAAAGAGCUAAUGUGUAUUAAAUUAUGUUGUUGAAUCACACUGUAAAUAUGCUUAGGCCCGUGGCAGCCAACCUGUGGCCUGUCACUCUAAUAUGAAAUCACAAUUUGGUUGUUAAAUAAAUUAUAAUCAAUAUCAA
Molecule: messenger RNA, 5363 nt
Organism: Bacillus rossius redtenbacheri
Lineage: Eukaryota; Metazoa; Arthropoda; Insecta; Phasmatodea; Bacillidae
Gene: cv-d
Exons: 24
Coding region: 372-4628 (1418 amino acids)
Biological process (GO): lipid transport
Molecular function (GO): lipid carrier activity
Source: RefSeq, a predicted model, not a curated record